AAUCAGAAAGAUGAAAGAGUCUAGGGCGCGUACGCCAUCUUGUUCACGGGAUUUCCUGGUCUUAUCUAUUUCGAUUCUGUGAAUAUCUCGCUUAAAUGCGGCUUCUGCAUAAUAAUUCACUUCAUGGCUCAAGAGACUCAGCAAAAUGAACCUCGUGGAUCUAUUAGCCUACGAAAUACUCAACUGCAACAUCCCAACACAUUAGCAAUUAUUAAUAAUUACUCAUCUUCUGGGGAAAUUCAUACGAUCCAGAUAUCCAGUUCAUCGGCUAAACUGCCUACGGCAACAUCCAUCUGUUCUUUGUCAGCAAAUAAUCAACCCAUUCAGUACAUUGGACCGGAGGCCAGGACUUUAUGUGUUCCUGUUUGUGGUGCUCAUUCAUCAUAUUCCCAUUCGAUUGUGCACCGUGCAUCCCCCAAUUCAAAUGUUGGAUAUAAUCCUGGAUCAAUGACUCAUGCUCACUGCAGCACUCCUGCUAGCCAGCCUGAUAUGCUUGAAACAUUGCUAUCCAGAAAUGUAUAUAAUACACAGAUUCAUGCACAGAAUCACUCUCCGCGUGUUCUCGGUCCGUCAAUAGUCGUAACCAACAUACCAAGUCAAAAUCCAUCAAUAAUGAGUAGUCCUGCCAAUAUUCGCAACGCGGCUCCUGUUUCAAGCAGUCACUCAAUAGGUCAGACAUAUACAGCCACUACUAGCGCCCCUUCUGUGGUUGCAACAGAUCCAGAAAAACGUCAACUCAUCCAACAGCAGUUGAUCUUAUUACUUCAUGCUCGCCGUUGUCAGCGCCAAGAAGAUGAGAGCAAUGGACGAAUAAGCCAAUGUACAACACCCCAUUGCAACACUAUGCGUGGAGUUUUACAACACAUGACUUCAUGUACACAAGGUAAAAAUUGCCAAACGCCACAUUGUGCUUCCUCUCGUCAAAUUAUAUCACACUGGAAGAACUGUAACAAUCGGGAAUGCCCUGUGUGUGAACCUUUGAAACAAAACCAACACUACCAACGUAAUCAAAUGAUACGUCCGCCUCAAAACUCAACUCAGGUACAUCCAGUCACGAAUCGCAUUCCCGAAGUAAAUGGUGUUGAUUCCAGUCCUCAUUCCUGUGCUGCUCAGCAACCACCUAGCCAACCUUUUCGAGCCACUCCCAUCGCUAGUGUUCCUGUUAACACAGCUGUUACACGAGCACCUGGCUCAGUCAUCCCCAGUACUCAGAUCUCAGAUGCUUCGAACUUAAAUGGUGUCAGUAGUCAUGUCGCAGUGAACUGUACUCCUGUUGAGCAAAAUGACUGGCGAAAAGGUGUGGAUAUAUCUCAACGUAAUCAUGUUGUCCGCAGAAUUGUACGUUUCAUUUUCCCGUUUCCGGAUCCUGCUGCUUAUUCAGAUCCAAGAAUGCGAAAUCUAAUCGAAUAUGCACGCAAAGUUGAACGCGAAAUGUAUGUUACUGCUACAGAUAUUGAUCAUUAUUUUCAUUUAUUGGCUCAGAAGUGUUACAAGAUACACCGUGAGCUAGAAGAAAAACGUAAAAGCCGCCAACUUGGAGUGGACAGUUCAGUAGGGAGUUCUCAAUCUGUAGUAACAUCAUCUUCUGCUGUUAACUCAUCGCAAUUGAAUCAGAGUUUAUCCACAUUGUCUAAUCAGUUAGCUUCACCGUCCAAUUCAGUUUCUUCUACAUUAGGUUCUUGCACAGCAAGCAGAGUUCCGAACUCCAAUAUUACCAACGGCAACUACAAUUCUUCAACUGAGAGCUAUGAAAUGAAUUCAUUUGCAACUCAGGAUUCAAACAACUCAGAAACCGACAUGUCAAGAUUCGAACAUUAUUUACAAAAUGCUUGCAAUCGUCAUCGUUUCAAGUCAGAUUCAGGAACAGCAGGAUCUUCUGAUUCACCUGUUGUAUCCUCAUCAGUUACAAGUCUGAAAACCGCCACGUUACAGUCCAGUAUUAAAUCAACAAUAGAAGAUACCAAAAUGGUCAGCACUCCAUCUGUAGCUGCCCCAGGAGAUGGCAUCCUUGUUAAAAGCAAAGUAGUAAAGGUUGAAAUGAAAGCUGAUGAGACGCCAUGUAACGAUCCACCAGUGAAUAAUGACUCAUUUUCUGUGGACAACACAUCAAACCUUAAUUCAAGCAGUGUCUCAUUAGCUUCAAACAUGUUACCUGUAAAACCAGAUGAAAGCAAGUGGAAAAAGUGGUCACGCGAAGAGCUUUUGCGCCAUUUCCUCCAGUUGCAUGAAGAAGUAUACAAUGAUAAGUAUGCAGAACCUUUCCGUGCUCCAGUCGAUCCAGUAAUGCUACAUAUACCUGAUUAUUUCCAAGUUAUUAAAGAACCUAUGGACCUUACGACUAUUCGAAAUAAUUUGGAGGAUGGUAAGUACACGGACCCAUGGCAGGUCGUGGAUCACUUUCGACUGAUGUUUAAUAAUGCAUGGCUGUACAACAAAAAAACCUCCAAGGUUUACAAGAUGUGCACCAAGUUGGCAGAACUUUUUCAGAGUCGCAUAGAUCAGGUCAUGCAAGCAAUGGGGUUUUGUUGUGGUCAGGAUUAUGAAUAUCAACCUCAGGGUUUGUAUUGUUCUUCUUCAAAUUUAUGUACAAUAAACCGGGAUGCUACUUAUUUCGUCUACAUCAACAAUGAUAAACAAAUCGGCCUCGUAUGUGAUAAAUAUUAUCAAUGUGAAAAAUGUUUUAGCGAAGCUGGGGAUGUAAUUAUAUUAGCUGACGAACCAAAUCAAUCUAUCCCGAUUAAACGAGAGAUGUUUGAGAAACGAAAGAAUAAUGUGAAGGAAAAAGAAGAAUUUGUUAUUUGUGUGGAAUGUGGUAGACGAUGGCAUAAAGUCUGCGCCUUGCACAUGAACGAAAUAUGGCCAAGUGGAUAUAUUUGUCCUGGUUGUUUACGGGAGCGCGGUAUAAAGCGGAAAGAAAACCGGUUCACUGCUAAGAAGCUACCCGUAACGCGCUUGAGCAAUUUCUUAGAAAAGCGUGUUAACGAUUUCCUUAAGAAAAAAGAAGUUGGUACUGGAGAAGUUACUAUUCGCGUGCUGGCAAGUUCUGAUAAGGUUGUAGAAGUUAAACCUUUAAUGCGUGCAAGAUUCACUGAAAGUGGCGAGUUGUCUGAAUCGUUUCCUUAUCGACUGAAGGCUGUGUUUGCUUUCCAAGAAAUCGACGGCCAGGAUGUGUGUUUCUUCGGUUUGUACGUGCAAGAAUAUGGUUCAGAAAGUCCUCAACCCAAUCGUAGAAGGGUUUAUGUUGCUUAUCUAGAUUCAGUCUUCUUUUUCCGACCAAAACAAUAUAGAACAGAUGUGUAUCAUGAGAUUCUCGUUGGUUAUCUUUUGUAUGCAAAGCGAUGUGGUUAUGCGAUGGCACACAUAUGGGCUUGUCCACCUGGCGAAGGCGACGAUUAUAUUUUUCAUAUGCAUCCUACCGAGCAAAAGAUUCCCAAAGCAAAGAGACUCCAGGAGUGGUACCGUCGGAUGCUUCAAAAGGCUAUCAUAGAAGGAAUUGUGGUGGACUACAAAAACAUCUUGAAAGACGCAUUAGACCAUCAACUUGUGUCACCUACAGAGAUCCCUUAUUUUGAAGGUGAUUUUUGGCCAAAUACACUUGAAGAUAUUCUUAAGGAACUGGAAGAGGAGGAAGCUCGUCGGCGUCGUGAGGAGGCAAUGGCUCAGGCAGAGGCUGAAGAUGAUGAAGCAGAUUGUUCAAGCUCCACUAAUGAGGGGCUACCUGGAGAUCCUGAUAAGCGCAGUGGUAAAAAGAAGGCUAAGAAACGCAAAGGUAACAAGAAAGGCAAUACAUCAACUGCAAGUAAAAGAAAACGCCUGGAUGGACCAAUAGACGGUGCUGAAGAACUUUCACGGAAGGUGUACGAUACUAUGGAAAAAUUAAAAGAAAUAUUUUUUGUGAUACGCCUUCACCGACAUAACUCGGCUGCCUCACUUCCACCCACCACUGAUCCAGAUCAACCUGUACAUAGUGAGCUAAUGGAUAGUCGAGAUGCGUUCUUACAGAUGGCCCGGGAAAGGCAUUUAGAAUUUUCAUCUUUGCGUCGUGCUAAGUAUUCUUCUAUGGUCCUGUUGUAUGAACUGCAUAUGGAAUUGCGUCAAAGCUUUAUGUAUAACUGCAAUGUUUGCGGUGCUCAGAUCGAAACUCGAUGGCAUUGUAAUGAGUGUGAAGAAUAUGAUCUGUGCUCUCGUUGUUAUAAGACAGAAAAUCAUCCACAUCCUAUGGUUCAAUAUGGUCUUGGUAUAGAUGAAGAUUCAGGCACAAAUGAAGAAACAGGUGAUAGACCCAGUGGUACUGGUGCUACACCUGAUCGUCGAAUCAGCAUAGAAGGAUGCAUAAGGUCUUUACUUCAUGCUUGCCAGUGCCGGGAUGCAAAUUGCCGCAUGCAGACUUGUGCUCAGAUGAAACGAGUUUUAUGCCACACUCGAAACUGUACCAAAAAAGCUACAAAUAGUUGUUUGCUCUGUCAACAGCUGUUGUCGUUGCUAUGGCACCAUGCUCGAAGUUGUGAAGAGUCUAAGUGUCCUGUCCCCUUCUGCUCAAACAUAAAGUAUAGAGUUAAACAAAAGCUAUUGCAGCAGCGGUUGCAACAAAAUAAGUUGCUCAGACGUCGUAUUUCGACAAUGCACCGAGGAGCACUGCCAACCAGUGAAUCACAACCUCCUACACAAAGUUGUCCUACCUCUGUAAUAGCAUCUAUCUCUUCUACUUCUUUAAAUCCAAGUAGCAUUAAUUCAGUGCAUCAAACUCAAUCUCCCAUUCACCAGUCCUUAACCACGAACACAGUGAGAAACCCACAGUUAUCUACUUCCUCAAACUCAGUAGAAAAGCCUCUAAGUAAUACUACCCCUGUGAGUUUUCAGCCACAAACUCAGGUACAACAACAAGGUCCAGUGUUGCUUUCCACGGGAAAUCCUCAAUAUUCGCAGCCACCUCGUAUCGCAGUACCGACUGUCGCUUCUCAGAACAAUCAGGGUGCAAACCCACGUCCACCUGUUGUAUGUUCUUCAUUAAUGCCUUCCGGAGGUCGUGUCAUAAUGCAGCCACCAAUAAAUACAGGCCCCGUACAACGUACAAAUACUCCAGUCACUGUAUCCGUCACUUCAGGUUGGCGACCUCGCCCAGUAAUAGCUACUGCAUCUCAAGGUACAGUUCACUCGUCUACCGGACAACAGUCACAAGCGCAGCCAACUUCUGCAACAUCAACUCACUCUUCUGUGUCUGUUCUUAACCCUGUAAACAGUCAAAAACCAACCAUAUCUAACAAACCUACGCAAGUUGAGAUAGACCAUGUUAGUCAAGUAAUUAGCCUUAUUAAGGCUACCGGGACUUCAAGCGAUGAACAAAACCGUCGGUUCAUCGCAUGGAUCAAACGCCAUCCCGAGUUUCAUGCUGCCUUUUUUGCUCUACAUUCGCAACAUAAACAACAAGCUGAGCUACGUGCUCAAGCAAAUCAAAGGCGUGUGACUACUUCGGGAAGUAUGCCUGGUACGUCAUCACUAUCUACGAGUUCUGCACUUGCAACUUCCUCAAUAUCUGAUGCCUCCCAAUCUCUUCUAGGUUCUAGUGGGGUUUCGGGUAACGUUGUUAUCGUUCCAUCAUCUGUUUCCGCUAAUUCGAAUUCCCAGAACACAGGAUUAAAUCGAACCCAAAAUAUAAACAGUCUUUCUACACCCAUGUCGUCCAUGUCUGUCGUUACUGGUUCAACCUCUUUAGGUUCUACUCCUGCUGUGAUGCAUCAACCUGUUCAGUGGAUUUCUAUUCAGUCACCAAUCACUACAAAUCAUCACCAACCGUUGAUUACUGGAUGCACUGCACAACCAAUCCAAACUGUCCCAAACACUACGACUCUGCGUUUCCGAGCAGUUCCGGGUACUGCGACAUUAGUGCAGUCACAACCACAACAAGUACAGCAUUUCUAUAAUACGACUCAACUUGGUCCAGACUCUGCGUUCAGUGGCAAUGAAUCUGGAUCUAACAUGUUUGUUUCAGCUACUGGUUCCAAUAUAUUGUCUGUAGGAAAUCAGCAGUCUCAAGUUCUUAGUGCUGUUCCUCAGCGCUUAACCCCAGCUUCAAGUUCAAAUAUGGGUCGUCAGUCCUCUACACCACAAGCAGCUAUUGUACACUUUAGAUCACAACAACAUCAACCCUUGAGUGGUACAGUGAAUGCUAUGCAACCUCACAUAAUACUUACUAACACAACCGCUCCUGCAAGUGGCCCAACCCACCUCUCUCACCAGUCCCAACCACAACUUGUUUCUGCUACUUCCAAUGGUCGUCAAGUUGUUGCUUUAAUGACUCACCAAAAUAUUCCUCAUACAAAUGUUUCUGAUCCAGGAGCCCCUUUACGUGAUUCUGGUUCCAAUAAUUCUGCUAAUAACCUUGGCAACGGCAUACAAUGAUUUCUAUCUUUAAACGUAGAGAGAACACUUUCAUGUUGCUGGCUGUGUAAGUAAUUUUAAAGCUGUUUUUGAGCUGACAUAACAUGGUCAUGUUUUCUGUAUCAAUCCAAGUGCUAGUUAAUUUAUCCCAAAUUACACUGGUAAAAACACAUCCGAAUUGCAGGCUCAAACUAUUAUUCAGGGAGGGGACUUUUAAUAAAUGCUCCAUGUCCCUUCAAUCUAACAACUUUGUGAUUCGUUAAAUUUUAACGUCGCAUUUAUGUUAAUUUUGAUUCCUGAAUUUCCAAGCCAGUUGUGUGCAUUCUUUCACUUUGUUCCGGUGGUCGUUCGCUCUGUUUGGUUGCUGCGCACAUUAUUUUGAUACAUUUUGUAGUUACCCCUCCCUGCUUCACAGUGCUUACACAUCAAAUGAGUUUAUAAUUCCCGAGGAUAUUCAAAAUAUUUUUCCUGUUGUCUUUAUUUCCUGUUUAUUGCGGUCUUCGGAACGAAUUCACAACUCUAUCAGAUCUUACGAAAUUCACUGGUAACGAAUGAUUUGUUUACUUUUAGAUUCAAAUUUGUUUUCUUAUUUAAAUGUAUGAGCUAAUCUUUUGUAGCUCAUACUUUUCUUUUCUUCAGCUUGUUCUAUCAAAUCAGGUUGAAGUGUGUUAAAUAUUUAUCACUGUAUACAUAUAUGUCAGAGUUUUAGAACUGGUUUGGUUGCGCCUCCAUUUGUUCAAUAUCCCAAGAAAUAGUUUAACAUUGCCUUUCCCCCAAAACGUCUUUAUUCGAACUUCGGGGUAAUAUAGACUUGUGUUGUAUAUAGCCGAAGAAACUAAUCUCCCAAAUACCCUUCUUUAUUGCCUAGCUUUGUACAUGCGACACGUACUUUGUGCAGUCAACAUUUUUCUUUCUAUCAAAUUUCCUUCCAUUAUAGUAUAGUAUAACUUUGCUUAUGUAUAUGCUUUUAAAAUCCGGUCUGUUGUCCUUUCACUGAUGUAUCCCCAACACUUACUAUCUUCGAUUUGUCUUUGUACGCAUGAAAUGCGCCUGCUUAUAGGUCACCCACAAAAUUACUUUACUCUGUCUUUGUAAAUUAUUUUCUCUUUUUAUUAAGAGUUCUAUUGUCUAUUAUGUCCUUUUAUGAAAUUGAAAAUCGGAUAAUUGGAUUAUGUGCUGUUGAAAUAAUUUGUUUGGUUUGUUGUAUCAGGAUUAAAAAUUACUCCUGACGUUUGGGAAUUAGCCCUAAAUUUAGUGGCUUUAGUCGUUCAGGAAUACAGAUAAUGCUUUCUUAGUUUGGUUUUCGGAAAAGCUUACUUCUGUAAUUAUGGUGUUUUAUCAUAAAAGUCAUAAUUUAUUCUUCGGAAAUACAGUUUGAGAUCUGCGAUUUUAAAUUCGGCACUAAAUACAAAUUAAAAACCAGGUAUUUGGGAACUCUAAAACCGGUUCCGCUUUCGUGGUGUAAAUAAUUCGUGUAGUAUACAUCUUGACGGUUGUUUUGUGUGGUGUGGUUGUCAUGUGCGUCCUAUUAACCAGUGAUCAAAUUGACUAAGUAAACCUUAUUAUCGCCCCAGCUAUUCAAGUGAUAAAUUGAAGGUUCAUGUCAAUGUGCAUCACUUCAGAAGUAAUGUGGUUAUACUUAAAUCGCAUUUGUCGGAGUGAAUCUUCAUCAUUGGACCUUAAAUGACCCAAUCGUUUCUAAAAACGCUUUUUGAGUCGCUACGUGUGAUUAUCUGCGCAAUAAGAUUAGGUUGCAAAUCAGUUUCGGGACUUGUGUUUAGUGGGACAAACCAUUUUGAAAACCUAGUUACAGAUACCUCUUUGGGUCAGGGUGAUAUAUUUUCCUAGUGAGGGGAAUUUUCCACCAAUUCACACGAUAUACGAUUCAUAAGAAUUCGAAAAUUUGGUUCAAACGUCUUAUGGUUUACUGCCAUUAUAAAACCACCUUUUUGGCUGGUAAUCGUAAUUUUUAAGUUGAGGUUUAAAUCGACAGAUCACUUAGUCAUUGUGUUGUAGUACGAUUCGCAUUUUAACA
Schistosoma guineensis is the source of this 8413-nucleotide messenger RNA. NCBI's taxonomy places the organism in Eukaryota, Metazoa, Platyhelminthes, Trematoda, Strigeidida, Schistosomatidae. The record is from the annotation of a GenBank genome assembly.